UCCCAUUAACCCAACGAUGAUCCCCCAGAUCCUGCAACAACUCCAGGUGGUGUCAUCAUCAUCACAGCCCAUCCUGCCAACCGUUGGCACCACACAACCCCUUGUUAUCUCGCAGAAUAUUCCGGUAAACGCAGUUGCUCCCAACAUGCAGAAAGCCGUUGGAUUCAUCUUGAACGGGCGCACCUACCUGACUGGUGGACAACCGUUUGUCACUGGUGCAGCACAACCGUUUGUCACGCCUAAGAUGUACCCGCCAGCUCAGGGCCCUACGGUUCAGGUGCCAGUCACCAUCACGCUGACAGGGCCCUCAGGGAUACAGACUGUCAGUGCCAUGGCCACCGCCGGGCUCUCCCAGUUCAACCAGUUUAGCCCAGCCCCACUCAUCGCCACCACCACCAACAACAACAACACCGCUGCCACCAACAACAACAACACCGCCACCACCACUCCAGCCCCAGCCCCAACCCCGGCUGUACCCGCGCCGACCAGUACAGUCUCUGCGUCAGGUGAAGGUGUGCCCGUUCCUCAGCCAAAGCCGCCAGCUACCCUUCCCUCACCUGUGGUGAUGAAGCCCAGCCCACAGCCCAGCAUGCCCAUCAGCACGCCCAUGGUUCCGCAGCCAAAGCCAUCAGCUGCCCUUCCCUCGCCUGUGGUGAUGAAGUCCAGCCCACAGCACAGCAUGUCCAUCAGCACGCCCAUGGUUCCACAGCCAAAGCCACCAGCUGCCCUUCCCUCGCCUGUGGUGAUGAAGUCCAGCCCACAGCACAGCACAACCAUCAGCAUGCCCAUCGUUACUACGGGAACAUAUGCCCCGAUAAAGAUUGCCCCCGCACCCGUCUCUCCAGUAACUAUUGCUCCAGCACCAAUCGCACCACCAACCUUCGCCCCUGCACCAGUCGCUCCAUCAGUCAAGGUGGCCCAAGUGAGGGUGGUUCCAGCGAGCAGACCUCUUCCUCCUCCGCCCCCUCCUCCGCUCUCCCCUCCACCUCCCAGCACCAGCACUUUCCAGCUCAGAGCACCAGCCAGUCGUUCCAAGGCAUCCCAGUCGUGUAAACGAUGUGGAUCCCCGUAUAAGAUGAUUGCCUCACUGCGCGGAUACAUGUGUAUGUGCAACAAGCUCUUGCUGAAGGCCAUCCAGGCCACGGAGCCCAAGAAGAAGAAGCCCAAGCGCCCCAAGAACCCCGAGGAGCUCCUGGGCAGCGGAGGAGGCUCCCUCAAGUCCCCCAAGAAACCUCCUCCGGUAGUCCCCCCCUCCUUCACCUCCUCCUCGCGUUACGCCAAGCCACCUCGCCGCGGGGGCUCCUCUGAUGAUGAAGAGUCGGAUGAUGAUGAUGAGGAGGAAGAGCAACAGAAACAAAAACCACCACGCCGCCGCCGCCCUAAGAACAGCCAAGCACACAUGGUGGAGGGCGAGGGCGGGGUGGACGAGACCGGCAAGCUGAUCAUCCUGGUGGAGGACUUCUACUACGGCGUCUACCGUGGAGCCAACUCCGAGAAGAGGACGCCGGACAACGCCAUCACCUUCAAGUGUCACCUGUGCGACAAGCGGCUCAAGAACAACCUCAAGAUGAUGGUGCACACUAAGCACCACGUGGAGAUGGACCAGCAGUACGAGGCGGAGACCCAGACCACGUGCCAGCACUGCUUCCGCAGCUUCUCAUCCCCCCUCAGCCUGCAGUACCACGUAGAGAGUGUGCACAGCCAGGCAGAGUCCUCCACCAAGUGUCGUAUCUGUGAGCUGGCCUACGAGAACGAGCCCGUCUUCCUGCAGCACAUGAAGAGCACCCACAAACCCGGAGAGAUGCCCUACAUCUGCCAAGUGUGCGGCUUCCGCUCCUCGUUCUACCUGGACGUGAUCUUCCACUUCCGAGACCUGCACAGCAACACCACCAACCUGCUCUGCCCCUACUGCCUCAAGGUCUUCAGGUGCAGCAGCAGCUACCAACUGCACUACAGCCGACACCAGAAAAAGUCGGUGUUGCAUUGUGACAAGUGCAGACUGCAGUUCCUGUUCACAAAGGAAAAGAGUGACCACAAGCAAGCGCACCACAUCACGCACCGCACACCAAAACAGCUGGAGGGCCUGAAGCCUGGCACCAGGGUGACCAUCCGUACCUACGCCGCCCUGCCCCCGGGCCCCAGCAGUGCCCCUGUGCAGAGGGUGGUGGACACCAUGUCCAUGCCCCCUCCUGCGCUGGAGCCCAUCUACCCCGACAGACAGCCCACGCCCACACGAUCCGUCACCCCCAUCUCCCCCGGCCCCCUGUCCCCCAAGCACGUCUCCCCCAGGCUGGCCACCCCCAACCGCGAGGAGGCCUACAACAGCACCGUGAGCCCCACGCCCACUGCUGCUGCCCCCACCAUGCCCACCACCACUAUGCCCAUGCCCAUGCCCAUGGCCAUGCCUCUACCCACCCGCAAGAUCCCCAGCGUGAGCCAGCAAGAGAUCAUGGCUAAAUUCGAGAAGCAGAGGUCCCCGUUGGAGACGGCUAGCUGUGUGGAGUGCACCUUUGAGAUUCCCAACUAUGUGCAGCAUUACCCUACCUACGUCCACUGCAACCUCUGCAGAUACAGCACCUGCUGCUCACGCUCAUACGCCAAUCACAUGAUCAAUAACCAUGUUCCUCGGAAGACCGGACAAUUCAGCAAGUACCUGUCUAUGUUCAGGCGAUGCCAAAAGGGAGUCAUGAUGUACUGUUUGUCAUGCGAGUUCUCUACGGACCUGGGAGACACAAUGGCCAACCACCUGGUGGAGAACCCAGAGCACGAAGGAAGCUCCCCUAGAUCUGCAGCAGCAGGAUUCCCAGGAGGAUACAAAAGGUUCCUCUACGUACCAAGCAAAGCUUUUGGGAAAACCCAGAGCGGCAGCAGCAGCAGCAGCAUGGUUAGUCCCAAGACCAGUUCCACCCCUGUGGCUCGCGCUGCGCCAGACAUGACCCCCUCCGCCGCCACCUUGCAGCUGGAGAAACUGUUCUCGAGCUCAAGCCUGCCAAUCAAGACCGAGAAAAUGACCCCGAAGAAAGUUCUGCUGAACGGAUCUGAAUCCACCACCACCACUGCCGGUGGAGCGAGGACGGAGGGCGCAUGUCUGUCGUCAAAGCAGUUGAAGACGGUGCUGUACGCGCUGUGCUGUGGCAUUCCCCAGGCGGCCGCCCGCUUCCAAACCGCGCCGGCCCUCAUCCAGGCCUGGCUGCUGGACCGCAAGAGCCAGGGCCCCAGCAAAGGGGGCCGGCGGGGGCUGGGGCCCCGCGCUGCUGACAAGCUGGCCGAGUGGGUGCUGGCGCAGCGCGAGCAGCAGCUGGCCGUGGACGAGGACACACUCUUCGCAAAGGCCAAGGAGUGCGUGGGCGGAACCGAUCCGGGUCUGGGCCAGGACUGGGCCGUGGAUUUCCUGCUGCAGCACGAACUGGGCGUGCAGCCGGUGGGCACCGAGGGCGCCAGGAUGCUGCCGCAGAGCGUGCAGGACGGAGUGCGCUCAUUUGCGCGCUUCAUAAAGAAGCAGGUGGGCACGGGCGCUGGUGGGUUUGGCGAGAGCAACGUUGGAGCCGUAGACGAGGUGGCGGUGUUCAUCGACCUCCAGCAGCUGGGGAGGAUCGCCACCCUGCCCUCUGCAUUCCACCUCACCGAGCUGGGCACCCCUCUCAUGGAUGUGGUCCUGUCCGCCAUGGCCGACGGCACCCUUCUGCCCGCCAUGGUGUUCCUCAAGGGCACACCCCCGGCCUGCACCGCCGCCGUGCCCGCCUCCGUCUUCCUGGAGGCCAAACCUGAAGGCUUCUCGGACGAGGAGCGGCUGAAUCUCUGGCUGUCCAAGGUCUGGCGGCCCUACAUCAACCCCAGCGGCGGCGGUAAAGGCCUCCUGGUCAUGGACCCCUACCGCGGCCACCUGGCGGAUGACUUCCUUGCCGCCCUCAACAGCGCCAACACCCUACCCGCCGUGGUACCCAAAGCCUGCUCCUGUUGCCUGCAGCCGCUGGAGGCGUGCUCGGGCCCCGUGCUCCGGGAGUUCCUCCAGGCCUGCUGGAGCCAGCAGGUGAGCUCGGCCCCCGAGAGCCUGGUGGGAGCCCAGCCCGACGAGCUGGCCCUGCUCCUGAUUGGCUGGCUGGCGGAGCUGCUGCAGGUGCUGGGGGCGCGGCCGGACCUGCUGCAGAGGUCCUUCAAGACCGUCAUGGAGCCUCCAGCAGUGGAGGAGGGGGCGGCGGCCUGGGAUGGGCAGGAUGUGGCCACCAAGGGUCUGGUACAGGAGCUGACCACAGCCCUGCUGCAGAGCAACCCGCUGGAGACCGAUGGCCAUAGAGACGAUGGGAUGGAAGAGGACGACUGAGCGCCGAAGCAGAUGUUUGACAAAGGAAGCAGCCUGGGGUCUUUCCAUGGCUUCGAGGAGGCAUAGAUGGGGAAACUGAGGCUGUCGUGCAAGGGAGAAACUAUGGCUUACUUACAAUAAUUGAUAUAUUUAGCGUUAAGGAUGGGUGGUACUGGUAAGUACCAUUAGUGAGACAUGGAAUCUUACUGUCUCAGUCAUCUGUCAGAUCAGUGAUGUUGGUAUGGGAGAAAGGGCACCUAUUAGAUUUCUAUCUAAAACCUCACAGAACCUCAUUGUCUUUACUACUGAAAAUAAGACAUUGCUGUUUGCCGCCCUCCUACAAAAUUUGCAAGUCCAGUUAUUUUCCCCCCUCGUUUUUGCAGUUCAUGUACUGACACUUUACAUAAAUUUGUGGGCAUCAACAGGUCUUGGAAGGGGAACCUCCCUUUAGCUGCUGUUCGAUGUGGUUGUAUUCCCUUCUACACCUAAAACACAAUGUACACUUUUGAAAACCUACAUCACUGACAAUAAGCUAGAAAUUCUAGUGGUCCUUCGAUUAGGAGGCUUUGAUAUACUGUUUUCCCACAAAGCUGCUUUAUAAAAGAUAUCUUCUGUAUCUAAACUUUAAACAAUGAAAUUUAUAUCUAACCAGGAACAUGCCUUGUAUGAUCAUGUUGCUUUAGAAAUGGUUGAUAUGUAUAGGUAUAAUUACCUGUUAGAUUAAUCGUAGUAUUCUUUUACACACCCAUUUAUCAUGUGAGGUGCAAGAUGUUGAAUGAGAGCUAUGCAUUUUCAUACCUGUAGGAAUGUAGGGGUGAUGUUCUGUCUUUUACAUGUGAUGUCUGACCCAAGUUUGUGGUCAAAAGAUAUAUAAUAAAGAUUUUUUUUUUCAUUUACAAA
Messenger RNA from Engraulis encrasicolus (European anchovy), 5200 nucleotides. It is a transcript of the gene pogza, whose product is annotated as pogo transposable element derived with ZNF domain a. Gene Ontology annotation, molecular function: DNA-binding transcription factor activity, RNA polymerase II-specific; RNA polymerase II cis-regulatory region sequence-specific DNA binding. Bases 17 to 4321 code for a protein of 1434 amino acids. Gene Ontology annotation, biological process: regulation of DNA-templated transcription. NCBI's taxonomy places the organism in Eukaryota, Metazoa, Chordata, Actinopteri, Clupeiformes, Engraulidae. The record is from RefSeq and is a predicted model, not a curated record. The transcript is spliced from 16 exons.